Molecule: messenger RNA, 1359 nt
Organism: Doryrhamphus excisus (bluestripe pipefish)
Lineage: Eukaryota; Metazoa; Chordata; Actinopteri; Syngnathiformes; Syngnathidae
Source: RefSeq, a predicted model, not a curated record
UCGUGACGAUAUGCAAAUCAAUGAAUGAAUGAAUGUUUAUGACCUCAUUCAUAUGAAUUCAUUUUUUAACAUUAGAGCUCCGGAUACAUGAAGUAACACCCCUAUAGUCACCUUUACACUCCUAUUAUUUUUUUUCCUACUUUUAUGCCGCAGGUACUUGAGACGUAGCGAUCUGCCAAGCUAGAGAGCUAGCACAUACAUCACACAGCUCUACGAUGUCACUCAACCUCCGAUAGCUAAGUGAUGUCACAUAAGAUGCUUCAUUAGCUCUCAUGACACAAUCCCUUUCAUCCACGACCGAUACGUCUGAAAGCCACUGUUGAUACUUGGCAGAGUCCUUGCGCCUCUGAAACCAUUUUUUCCCCAGAAUAAGCAGCUUCUGAAAAUUGUCACUUGUCUGACAGAAACAUUGUCAUAAUUCAAAAUGGAUUCCGAGAAUCUGUUACCAUACGGCGCUAGGAGCCAGCUUGAGUGUAUUUCCCGAGCGGUGCUGCUGUCACAGCCUGGUGACAUCCCUGCAUUCUUAGAGGCGCAUUUCACCCAAAUGACACAAUAUGGAGGACCUGAGUUGACAGAUCUUAAAGAAAUCGCCUUUGGGUAUCAAGAGCAGUGGGAGAACGACUUCCUGAUACGCCUCAGCAAACGACGACAAAUUGGAGAAGCAGCAGUGAGGUUGUCCACGUCUGUGUCCGUUUCCAAGUCAUUAACGUUGUUGGGCAACGACAAACUAUCAAUACCGCUGUCGCUGCCGUAUGAAGAGAUCCCCCUAUCUGCUUCUGUGGACAUAUACGGAUCAUCACAACGGAAAAAGUCCCAACAGGCGGUUACGGUCAGGGUCCCCAGCCAAAAGGACACAAAACCGGCUAAAAAGUCAGCAGCCUCCGUCGUGGCUCAGCUGCCAUACAAGGCUUCUUUGCAGGGGACACAAACACGGGUAGUGUGCGAAUAUACCAAAGAGGAGAAGAAAGGGGUGCAUACCAUCAAAUACUCCCAACUCUCACCCAACUCCCAGAAAAUCUCUCUACAAAAGAAGUUGAAGGGGAAAAAGUCCAAAACAAUGAGUGACAAUUUCACCUGCUCACUGGAAGACUGCAUGUAUCAUAAAUCCAAAGAUCAGUCGGAUCUGGAGAUCAAAUUGGAGACAGUCCAAACCAGCACAGUGCCAACAGUCCAUAGAUACCGGGGUGUUAAAAAACCUGAGGUAGGGCCUGGAUCUGAGAUACGGGUCCCGUAUAGACCCAAGGGGGGAAUGAUUUUCGAUCCGGAACUUGUGCCACUGAGUCCUAAAGUGUAAUUCUGUUGGAAGUAUUUUGGUAAAUGAAAUUUAAUUUUAAAUGAUUUUUCAUCAAAUAAAGAAAU